Sclerotinia sclerotiorum 1980 UF-70 is the source of this 2697-nucleotide messenger RNA. RefSeq lists its product as hypothetical. Bases 1 to 2697 code for a protein of 898 amino acids. The transcript is spliced from 2 exons. NCBI's taxonomy places the organism in Eukaryota, Fungi, Ascomycota, Leotiomycetes, Helotiales, Sclerotiniaceae. The record is from RefSeq and is a predicted model, not a curated record.
AUGCCCUUCCCGUUCAAACAUAGCAAUCGUUCAAAGCAGGCAUUGAACGAACCUGCUAUAGAAAGAGCGGCGGUCACUCCUUCAGCCUCGCAUUCACAACAAUCCUUCUCAUCUGGUUCUGGCGAGGGAAGGUCCACCACAAUACAACAACAAUCCUCCAACACCACCACCACCACCACCACCACACCAUCUCAAAAAAACUUUGAACUGCCCUACGAAACUCGGAGUCCUGAAAUUGGAUCUCGUGGAUCUGCAUAUCAUAAUUCUGGCGGGUCACCUUCCCGCUCGGUCGCAGUUCAGUAUCAACUACAGCAACCCUUUCCACAAGAGCUUGAAGCGUCCCCCGCUUCCCCAUCUCCCGCCGGCUCAUCCGUCGAUGAUUUAGUUCUUGAUUCUCAGAGGUUACAAAACCAGGGUCGCAGACAUACAUCGCACAUACAAUCACCUGUGGUGGAGCCUAAGAAAAGGAGUAUUUUUGAUCGUAUGCGAGGGACGAAUUCGAAUCGAUCCUCUGAACAAAAGUACCCCCCGACUACCACACAAGUAGCUUACAGCAACAACACUAGCGGACUUGCGCGCAGAUUAUCUAGACGACACGACAGUCCCCCCGUUAUACGAACUAGUCAUCAACAAAGAAAUUCGGUAGAUCAGCAUCAAAGGGCAGAUUGGCAACCUGCAGCUCAAGGUUCGAGAUCCCACCUGUCAUCGCCUCGAGAAGCCCCCAAGGACGACGGAUUAGAUCCAUAUCUCAUUACGACUCCCGAGGAAAACACACCACAAAGUGCCCAAAGUUCUGUGAAUGCGCGUGGGCAGCGACAACCUUUAAACACAAUUCGAGCUAUACAAAGCGAUUCUGAUUCACCCCUCUAUUCGGCAGAUUCACAGAACGAUUCUCCUGAUCAGCAAUUUCAGCAAUCACCUAAUCCCGUUUUUUACCACCAACCUCCUCAAAGUCCUAGUCAUUACGAAUCACCUGAGGGUGUUCAGCAAUAUCGUUACGAACUACCCGACCAAAUUCAUUCACAGCAGCAAUUGAAUAGUUUCCCAAGUUCCCCCAACAGCCAGUAUCCUCCGCAAGACUUCACCCCAGAUAGUGCCUCAACACCGCAAUACGAACCUUCUUUACUGUAUAGGGAAGAUCAACGUCCCGGAUCGGUACAAUCUAAUAAUCAAUCUCCAACAAGCAUUCACCAAUCUAACAGGGCAGAUUAUCCAGAGCGAACAACCUCAAUACAAGGGCCGAUUGCAGGCUUAUCUACAAGUCGCCCUUUGUCGCAACACCUUUCCAUGGCACCACAGUCCACCACAACACAACAAAAUCGUCGAUCUGCGGACUCGAAACAAACAUUACAAGCUCAAAUGGCACAGUCAGAUGGGAGAGAUCCUCCGGCAUACCGCCAGCAGCAACAAACUCCUAAUAAUAACAAUAAUCAACCACAAGCGACAAGCCCACUCCCUCCUCAAGGUCAAGGUCCGAAUUAUAGAGGAGGGCCACCACAGCGAGAUCAGUACAAUCCUUCUGGUAGUGGAGAGCAAGGGCGGAGCACACCACCACCGCAACCUGGAGACAGGGAUGUAAAUGAAGCAUACAGAGAGCUACAGCAGAAAUAUAAAAAGGUCAAGGGGCUGUAUUUUGACAAAACAGCUUCAGUGGAGCAAUUACAAGGACAGGUCGAACAAUUACAAAAUACUUUGGCAAAUCAGCGAUUAUCCCAGUCUCGCACAUCCCUUGAUGAUGGCGAAUACACAUCACGCUUCCAAAGAUUAGAUGGUGCUAUCACAAAUCUUGCCUUUAACAUUCGUAAGGAUUGGAGAACGGUACCAGCAUGGCUCUCACAAUCUGUCAACCGUGAUGCGAUGUCCAUAGGAAAACAAGAGAUGACGGCUGUCGGCAGAGCUUGUAUCUCAAGAUUUCUUGUAGAUGAAAUAUUUAAUCGCACCUUCCACCCAGGUCUAGAAAGUGAGCUUAGCCUGAGCUUGAAAACUAUCGAACAGAACAUCCGUCUGUUCUCUCCUGCUAUUAACAACCAAGAAGAAUCCGAUGCUUUGACUGCAAAGGUCGUCCAGUGGAGAUUGACGACUUUAGAUGGGUUGAAAGACGUAUUGAGCUCACCUGAAAGCGAAGAAUACAAGAAACAAUUCUCAAAAAUGAUCACAAGCAACCUGACAGCCAGUUUAAUUAACUACCUCCAAGAACCAAUACCAGGUGGUAUCGAAGAAUCCGCGACAACCAUUGUAGAACUAGCAGUAAGCAUUGCAGCGAACAUUCCUCUGGAAAGCAGAGAUGUUGUCAUUACGUACCCGAUGCCCAACGACCUAGUGCAACGCCAAUAUAUGAAAAUUGAAGGUGGUAUCCCUGCAUUGGAGCAUCCAGGUGCAGAAUCUAAUGGAUUUGAUUCGAGUAGUGUGGGAAGUCAUGAUAAGGAUGAUGGUUCAAAAGAGGAACAAAAGAAUCAUCCAAAGCUGACCAAGGAGAAGAGUGGGAAAGGUCAGGGCAUGUUACAAGCUAUGAUGGGAGGUGGUAGUAGUGGAACCUCUGGGAAGAAGAUGAGCACUAGUAGUCAGGGUGGUCAAGAACCAAGUGAAAAAGUCAAAAGCGAAGAUGGGGCUCACAAAGUACGGUUUGCGGGUUUCAUGACCAUUGAUAUUAGGGGAAGACAGGUACUUUUUUCGGCUCCAGUCUGGACUAUGGCAUAG